GGUCAAGCUGUGGUGCAAUUGGCUCGUACCGUUCCGGAUGUGACGGUGUUCGGUGUCUGCUCCAAAGGAAAGCAUGAAGCGCUGUUGGCCUCCGCCGUGCCCAUCGAUCAUCUGCUGGAACGUGGCAACGACUACAGCAGCGAAGUCCGCAAAGUCCGUCCCGAGGGUGUAGACAUCGUCCUCGACUGUCUGUGCGGUGAAGAAUGCAACCGUGGCUAUUCCCUCCUCAAGCCCAUGGGCAAAUACAUCCUCUACGGAUCCUCCAACGUCGUAACAGGCGAAACAAAGAGCUUCUUCAGCGCUGCCCGCUCGUGGUGGCAAGUGGACAAGGUGUCCCCGAUCAAGCUGUUCGACGAUAACAAGACGUUGUCCGGCUUCAAUUUGCGCCAUCUGAUGUACCAGCAGGGCGAAACCGAAUUCGUGAGGGGCGCCGUCGAGAAGAUCUUCGCGCUCUACAAGGACGGCAAAAUCAAGCCCGUCACCGACUCCACCUGGGCCCUCGAAGACGUGGCGGAAGCCAUGCAGAAGAUGCACGACCGCAAGAACAUCGGCAAGAUCGUCCUUGACCCCGGCAUGGAGCCAAAACCGAAACCGGCCACUCCAGCCAAGGGCAAGGACAAGAAGAAGCAAUCGUCCGAAGAGAAGAAGGAGGAGGAGAAGAAGGAUGUUGCAGCAGCAGCAGCAACCGCCACAGACGAGAAGAAGACCGAUGAGGAGAAGAAGGACGAGAAGAAGGAAGAGGCGUUGACUAAUGGAGAUUCGGCCGGAGAAUCGGCAGACUCGAAAGACAAGGAGGACGAUAAGGCUUCCAGUUGAAUCAAUUGAAAACAAAGAAUCCCAAAAAAAAACAACAACAACAACAAACAAGAAGGAAAGCAAAAUUAUUUUCAACAAAUCAAAAACCAAAAAGAGAAGGAUCUCCAAUUAUUUUAUUAAUUUUUUUUUUUUAACUAUUUUAAUAAUUUUGUUUUUAACGUGUUUCGUUUCUCCAUCUUCCUUUAAUUUCUUAGUGAAGAGACCGUCAAAAUUUCUAGUUAAAACGAUAAUGAUGAUUAUUAUUAUUAUCAGAGAUUAAAAGAGAAAAAACAAAAAUAAUGUUAAGAGCAGAAGGAAACUUUCAACAACAUACAAACCAUCGAUGAUAAUAGCGACUAAGGAAGAAAUUUUCGUUUUGAAUACAACAAUUUCAGGUGGACCUAACAAUCUCAACCAUUAAUUUCGUGCUGUGUUAUAAUAAUUAUUAUUUUUUUUUUUUUUGUAAAUGUAUAGGAAUCACUUAGACUUUAAGGGAGAAAUUAUUAUUUUUUAAAUAUUGAGUAUAUUAUAUAUAUAUAUAUAAAUAUUAUUUUUUUAAUUGUAGGUCAUUGAUUUCCAAACUUGACUCUAUAUCAUAUAUAUAUAUAUAUACAAAUCUAUAUCUAGCACGCGGCCGAUCCGACCCGAACAAGGCCGAACUGCAUUUUCGGUAAAAAAAAAUCAACAAUUGAACAGCCUCUGACCAAUCAAUGAAUAA
Nicrophorus vespilloides is the source of this 1513-nucleotide messenger RNA. Its product is annotated as synaptic vesicle membrane protein VAT-1 homolog-like. Gene Ontology annotation, molecular function: oxidoreductase activity; zinc ion binding. The record is from RefSeq and is a predicted model, not a curated record. NCBI's taxonomy places the organism in Eukaryota, Metazoa, Arthropoda, Insecta, Coleoptera, Silphidae.